Molecule: messenger RNA, 796 nt
Organism: Manihot esculenta (cassava)
Lineage: Eukaryota; Viridiplantae; Streptophyta; Magnoliopsida; Malpighiales; Euphorbiaceae
Exons: 4
Coding region: 174-668 (164 amino acids)
Source: RefSeq, a predicted model, not a curated record
GUCCUUUUUUAUUUGCCUAAAGUCAGUCCAAUUAUUCAGUUGUCCACAUUCAAUAACUUCUGCAGAUCGACAUGCACAUAACCAACCUUCUACAAAUCAUGAGUCAGAUUUAAUAAGGGAUUUGUAAGCACUAACCAGCAACCCGAUCUGCCAGUCAAUUGAAAGUUAGAACGAUGAAGCAAACAAACCUUGAAACAGAAAGUGGCAGCACAAAAAGAAAACCAUCGAUCCCCCCACCGCCACCACCACCACCAUUUCCAAGAUUCUGGGUUCGAAAAACUGCUCCCGAAAGCGUGACUAAUCAAGAGAUUGCCAAGUUUUGGAGGCAGAAGCACCUUAAGGAAGAGGAUCACCUCCUUGCUGCUAUCAAGGCAGCAGCACGUCUCAGAGCUCGCAAUCUCACGGAAGAGGACUAUAAGCAAUUUGAAGAGUCCUUGAAGGAUGAAAAUGGCUGCAAGGAUGGCAUCCUCGUAAGUGCAAAAGAUGAAAACAAGAAGGAAGUGCGCGUUGGUAUAAAAGAUUGGUGGACCAAGAGCAAGUAUGCUUAUUUGAACCAACCAGCCAUUGAGUCAAUGGAUCCAGCAAAAAGAAGAAGUUCCAACUAUGUUCCAAAUUGUUUCUCAUUUAAGCCCACUCCUCUUUAUCCUACCUCUCUUGGGGUCUUUUAAAAAAAAAAAAAAAAAAAGACUUCCUUUAUAGUGCGCAUGUAAUCAUACAAUUAAGGUGAUUAAUGAAAUAUGUAUUAUGCUACAUUAUUCCUCUUAAUAAAGUACGAUGCUUAAUCUGCUUCUUUUAA